CAUCACUAGACCACUGAGAAAGAGAGAAAAAACUUCAAUCUCCUUGGAACAGCUCAAGCCAUGAAUGUUCUCAUCAUAUUUUGUCUUUUCUUUGCAUUGUCUUGUCUGAUAGAAACAGGAACAACAACAGCAGGCAGAGAUGGGGUUUAUAUUGUUUACAUGGGAGCCGGCAAAGGUUACUUGGAGAACUAUUAUGUCCAGCUUUUGAGCUCUGUAUCAAAAGGGAAAAAGAAUGCUAUAUUACGGAGCUACAGGCAUGGAUUUUCUGGUUUUGCAGCUCGUUUAUCAGAAGCAGAGGCGCAAUCAAUUGCUCAGAGACCUGGAGUUGCAUCUGUUUUUCCUGAUCCUGUCUUCCAACUCCAUACUACUCGUUCAUGGGAGUUCUUGAAGUAUCAAACUGAUGUUAAGAUUGAUUCAAAUCCCACUUCAGACUCUAGCACAUCCUCUAAUGGAUCGGACACAAUCAUUGGAGUCAUCGAUACAGGUAUUUGGCCCGAAUCAGAGAGUUUUAGUGAUAAGGAUAUGGGUCCAAUUCCAUCUCGCUGGAAGGGAACUUGUGUAAAAGGUUACAGCUUCAACCAAUCCAACUGCAACAGAAAACUAAUCGGAGCAAGAUUUUACGAAAGCCAAGAUGAUGAAGAUGAUGAAAUCUAUCAAACACCUAGGGAUAUGAUUGGACAUGGCACUCACGUAGCAGCAACCGCAGCAGGAGCUGUGGUGUCACGAGCAUCUUACUACGGCCUGGCGGAGGGAGCUGCGAAAGGUGGCUCCCCCGGGUCGAGGAUCGCUGUAUAUAGAGUAUGUUCAGAGAAUGGAUGCCAAGGCUCCAGCAUACUAGCUGCAUUUGAUGAUGCAAUAGCAGAUGGGGUUGAUGUAUUAUCAAUAUCACUCGGUCCACCAUCCUUAUUUGCGCCUGAUUUGAACAAGGAUCCUAUUGCCAUUGGAGCAUUCCAUGCAGUUGAGAAUGGGAUCACCGUUGUCUGUUCUGGUGGGAACGAUGGUCCUACGUCAGGAACAGUAGUAAAUGCUGCACCAUGGAUUCUCACAGUUGCUGCGACAACCAUUGACAGGGAUUUUGAAUCAGAUGUUCUGUUGGGUGGAAACAAAGCAAUAAAGGGCGAAGGAAUAAAUUUUGCUAAUAUUGGAAAAAGUCCAGUGCAUCCUUUGAUAUAUGGGAAGUCAGCCAAGAACCCUGAUUCAGGUGAAGAAGAAGCAAGAAAAUGCCAGCCAGGUUCCAUGGACGAGGAGAAGAUCAAAGGAAAGAUUGUACUCUGUGAUAAUGAAGGUGGAGAAUACUCAGAUGCGAAGAAGGAGGAAGUGCAAAGCUUAGGAGGAAUUGGUCUAAUUUUGGUUGAUGACAAAUCAAGGGCAGUUGCAUCUACUUACAAGGAGUUUCCAAUGACCGUCAUCAGUUCAAAGGAUGCUGCUGAAAUUCUUUCUUACAUAAACUCAACUGAAAAUCCAGUCGCAACUAUCUUACCUACCACAGUGGUGACAAAUUAUAAGCCUGCACCGGCUGUUGCAUACUUCUCAGCUAGAGGUCCUUCCAUCACAAGGAAUAUCCUCAAGCCUGAUAUUGCAGCACCAGGAGUUGACAUAAUUGCAGCAUGGAUGGGCAAUGAUACAGAGGAGACUGUUAAAGGUAAAGAGCCACCACUAUUUAAUGUGCUCUCAGGAACUUCCAUGGCAUGUCCACACGUCUCAGGAAUUGCAGCAGCAGUUAAAUCCCAGAAUCCUACAUUGAGUCCAUCUGCAAUUAAAUCAGCCAUUAUGACAACAGCAUCUCAAACCAACAACGUUAAGGCCUCCAUAACAACAGAUUCAGGUGCCAUAGCCACUGCUUAUGAUUAUGGGGCAGGAGAAAUAAGCACAACUGGACCACUGCAACCAGGGCUAGUUUAUGAGACAACAACCGUCGACUACUUAAACUUUCUUUGUUAUUAUGGAUAUGAUACAUCCACAAUAAAAGUCAUCUCUGCAACUCUUCCGGAAGGUUUUACUUGCCCAAAGGAAUCAAGCUCGGAUCUUAUAUCUAACAUCAACUAUCCAUCAAUUGCAGUUUUCAACCUCCCUGCAAAUCAGAUUAGGAAUGUAAGCAGAACUCUUACAAACGUUGGUGGAGAUGGUGAUACAUCGUACACUGCAGUGCUUUCUGUGCCUUAUGGACUAGAAGUUGCAGUUGGUCCAAAGGAACUAAAAUUUACAAAGAAUGGACAGAAACUGAGCUACCAAGUUUAUUUCAAAGCAUUUUCAACUCUGGAGGAUGUGUUUGGAGCAAUUACUUGGACUAACGGAAAAUUCAAGGUCCGUACCCCAUUUGUUGUAAGCAGUAGAAGUAGUAAAAAGUGAUCAAACAAUGUGUAGUAAUGGUACAGGAUGUAAUUUACAAUUAAUAAAGGCUGCUGUAGCACAUCAACUCCACUAAUUAUUAAAUGCAAAAGCCAAUUUAGUGUUGCAGUUUGUUUCA
Molecule: messenger RNA, 2467 nt
Organism: Manihot esculenta (cassava)
Lineage: Eukaryota; Viridiplantae; Streptophyta; Magnoliopsida; Malpighiales; Euphorbiaceae
Product: CO(2)-response secreted protease
Exons: 9
Coding region: 61-2349 (762 amino acids)
Biological process (GO): proteolysis
Molecular function (GO): serine-type endopeptidase activity
Source: RefSeq, a predicted model, not a curated record